AAUAAUUUCCGAUUAAAAAUGCUAAAUCGUCUGUAGACCAAAUCAGAAUUAACAAAAAAAAAAUCUAAAAAUUAAAAUUGAGUGUACCGCAAAUUCUAACUUGUAACUUUUAACAAAUCGUUCACCUGCCAUUCACUUGUUACGCAAAACCUCACCUGCGCGACACUUCCGGGUUGUUUCACAGGAUUUACAACAACAACAAAAGCGCAGAAGAAGUGGAAAGAGAGAACAAAUCAGGAGAAUACAAUGAGGACAGAAAACGACAGCAACCUCUUGUGGCCUGCACAUAGACAGACUGAAGGAGGACAGACAGGUGAAGAGACCGAAGGACCAUCAGGACAGAUAGGUAAUGGACAGCCAAGUGGACAAACAGGAAGUGGACAAAGUGGACCAGAAAACAGUUGGACAGAGAGUGAUCUCAUGGUGGAGAGGGCCAGACAGUCAUGGGCGGGGCUAAAGACCCACCCAGAUGAACCUGAAGAGAACGAGCUUCCAGAAAAAGCAGCUCAAGUGUUUUAUCCAGCAGCGACCAAACAGAGUGAAGGACUCUGGGAAGGGGAAUCAGAGAAGAAUCCCUUCCUGGACCAACAUGGCCAACAGUAUGAGUGGAUGGAGGACACGCCCUCGACCAAAUGUGGACGGUGCUGUCCCGGCAGAGAUGUCCUGAAGGUGUGCGUGUCCUUGGUGACAUCAGCACUCUUCUUCCCCUUUCUGGUGUGGGGUGGUUUCGUGUUCCUGCCGUUUGAUGCCCCCGUGCUAGACGACGCCCCCUUAAGACUGGUCUACACACUGCGCUGCUCUGUGUUUGCUGCCACACCCAUCCUCCUGGGUUGGCUGGUCCUUGGCGUCAUCCGUCUUCGCUCUGGUUCAUUGAAGCCUUUGCUUGAUGAUGUAAAGGGGGCGGAGCUUCACGAGGUCACAGUCCAUCGUCGUUUUGUCUCCGACUCUGCAUCGUUGUUCCUGAUCUACUUCUUGCACCUGGUUGUCCUGUCGAUGUAUCUGGGACAGGAACAGCUGAAGCUCAUCCCCCUGCUGACUAUUGUCUUCGCCCUGGGAAGGCUGGUGUACUGGGUGGCCGCUGCUUUUGGGAGCAGCAUACGUGGGUUUGGUUUCGGACUUUCCUUCCUGCCAAGUCUCGCCAUGAUGGUCGCAAACAUUUACUUCAUCUUCACAGUGGAAGGCUCGAUCUUCAACCAACCAAUGAUGCCUGAAAAGACGUCGACUCCGCCCCAAGGCAGACAGAGGUUCUGGGGAUGAUCAUUAAUCUAUUCUUUUUUUUAGAUCACACUUUAAGAUGAACUUUUUCAAAUGUCUGUUUCUCAAGCAACGUCUAAAUGUUAUAGCAUCCGAGCAACAUCACAAAUCUAUAUUUGUGUAGUAUUUAGUUUUACUAUAGUUUUUACAAAAGUCUAAAAAAGAAAUGUAUACUUUGAUAAUGUGAAAUGAAGUUUUUUAAUAAAAAUGAAGUGAACAGGA
This is a messenger RNA of Cynoglossus semilaevis (tongue sole), 1476 nucleotides long. Its product is annotated as transmembrane protein 79. The transcript has 5 exons. The record is from RefSeq and is a predicted model, not a curated record. Gene Ontology annotation, biological process: regulated exocytosis. NCBI's taxonomy places the organism in Eukaryota, Metazoa, Chordata, Actinopteri, Pleuronectiformes, Cynoglossidae. The coding region runs from base 247 to 1257 and encodes 336 amino acids. Gene Ontology annotation, cellular component: trans-Golgi network membrane; lysosomal membrane.